Molecule: messenger RNA, 2367 nt
Organism: Schistocerca nitens (vagrant locust)
Lineage: Eukaryota; Metazoa; Arthropoda; Insecta; Orthoptera; Acrididae
Product: probable cytochrome P450 CYP44
Exons: 10
Coding region: 160-1758 (532 amino acids)
Molecular function (GO): heme binding; oxidoreductase activity, acting on paired donors, with incorporation or reduction of molecular oxygen; monooxygenase activity
Source: RefSeq, a predicted model, not a curated record
UUGAAGAAUCGUGGGAUGGAAAUCGUAAUUAAGCUAUGACCACUUCGUGGUCGGCCUACUCAGAAUGUCAAUGUUUCAUCAGUACUUGUUUUACGUUAAGCCUUAGAAAAAGGGCAGUACAAUUAUUUUUUAAUCAGUUUCCUUAUCUAUCGUCUAUUUAUGUCAGCAUUUCAUCAGUCCGCGGGUCACAUUCAGGACGUGAUGGCACCAGUAGGACAAAAAUACUUAUUAUUCCAGAGACAUUUAAAAUCAUCAAAACACUGUUUUGGCAUGCAUUUGUACUUACGGUCAGCACAUAAAGGAGCAAAACCUUUUCAUGACAUUCCAGGUCCAGUCAGAUUACCAUUGUGGGGAAACUUGCUUCAUUAUAAGCUGGGUGCUUUUGAUGGCAGAAAGUAUCACAAAGUUUUAGAACAUCUACAUGAGCAGUAUGGGCCAAUUGUUAGAGAAACAAUAGGAUCCAGAACAGUUGUGCAUGUUUUUGAUCCAGAUGACAUAAAGGAGGUGUAUGCGAAUGAAGGGCACACCCCAUUUGUGGCGCCUUUAAUGGAGACAGCCCAGUUAUAUAGAAAGCAGAAAAAUAUUUCACUGGGCUUAGGUAAUGUCAAUGGAGAGGAGUGGUACCGUUUACGAAGCUCCGUCCGUCACCUGAUGUUAAGGCCACAGGAAGUGCAUGUAUACUUUCCUGCUGUACAGGAAAUUGCAAAAGAUUUUGUCUCUCACUUAGAAAAUAUUCUCCUUGUUGAUGGAAAAGUUGAAAAUCUAAGAGAUGAAGUAUCAAAAUGGGUUCAAGAAACUGCUGGAGCAAUCUGUUUUGGAAGGAGACUAGGUUGCCUAUAUGGCGGGGAAAUGGAGAAAGUGGCACAGAAAAUAAUUGAUGCCAACAAAGAAGUGUUUCAGUUGUCAGCCAUUCUAAAAUUUUCACUCCCCAUAUACAAAUAUUUUCAUACUCCAAAGUGGAAGAGGAUAACAGAGGCAGAAAACUUUAUUUACAGGACAACAGAGAAAUAUGUUGAAGAAACCAUCAAUAAAGUGAAAACAUUACUUGAAAUGGAGAACAGGGUGGAAGAAAAAUAUCAAUUUAUUAUGCGAUUACUUUCAAAAGACACCCUGAGCAGAGAUGAUAUCAUAAUUGUCACAUUUUCUUUAUUUACUGAUGGACUGAGUACAACUGUUCCAGCUCUGCUGUAUAAUCUCUACUGCUUAGCAACAAAUCCUGAGGUACAAGACAAAGCAUAUAGUGAAAUCGAAUCAGUUCUCAAGGAAACUGAUGAAAUAACAGUUGAUGUUCUUAACAAAUUGCCUUACAUAAAAGCAAUUGUGAAAGAAACUUUCAGAUUUUAUCCAAUUGGAACUGAGGUAUCAAGAAUAAUUCAGAAGGAUCUCAUUCUGUCUGGUUAUCAUGUCCCAAAAGGUACACAUGUAGAUCUUACUCCAAAUGUACAUUUCCUGUCUGAGAAGUAUUUUAAGGAUGCAAGAAUAUAUCUCCCAGAUCGAUGGCUAAGAGGAAAUGAAAAUACAAAUUAUCAUCCUUACCUGCUGACUCCUUUUGGACAUGGUACAAGAACUUGUGCAGGUCGUCGGUUUGCUGAACAAGAUCUCUACCUAAUUUUAUUUUAUAUUCUACAAAAAUUCAAAUUGGAGUAUCAGAGUAGUAGCAAACGGCUUGAGCAAGUGUUUGAAACCCUACUUUUUCCUGAUGACUCAGUGGAUGUCAUCUUCAAACCAAGAAGUAAUUACGCUUGUACAUGUGUGUAAAAAAAAAAAAGUGAUCCUAUAUGUAUUCAGUACUUGUGAUGAUAAUUACUUACAGAAAACUGUGAAAGGAGAUGAGCAUAGUUAUGUUUCAAAACUUACAUUGCUGUAUGAUUUUCUUAUUAUUAAGAGCCACAGUCCUGCACAAUCGUCUAAAUGAUUAUGCUUUCACCAGCUGAUUGUUAAUUUAUUCCUCCUGCAUAUCCAACUGCAACUGAAAGAUUGUUGACAUUCCACAUGAUGCUUUGACAUACCAUGUAAGUGGCAUUAAAAUGGUGAUCCUUGUCUGGUCAAAUAAUGAUGAUCGUGAGAUGUAUCACAGCAUGCAAUGUAACUAAUUUCUAAAGAACAAUAAUGUCUCACUUGACAAUGGCUACAAAGCCAAAAUUGCAAUAGAAGGAGUAAGAUAACAGUAAAAUGGUGAAAACAUCAGUUAGACGGUUACUGACAUGUUAAUGCCAAAAUUGAUGUAUUAGUUAGAAUUCAUGUACCUCUUUGAAUAUUGUUCUGAAAUAAAUUGUGGGUUACUCAAAAUGGGGAAACAAUCCCCUUCAGAGAACGUCAACUGAUACUAACACAACUUAAAAAUAAAUUUUAUAAUUAGAUUCUUUU